Molecule: messenger RNA, 2295 nt
Organism: Entrophospora candida
Lineage: Eukaryota; Fungi; Glomeromycota; Glomeromycetes; Entrophosporales; Entrophosporaceae
Source: the annotation of a GenBank genome assembly
AUGCGUGGAAAAAAAUCUUUCUGUAUUCCAAAAAUUACAAUUUCACUAGAUAGAACUCCAUCUUGCAAUCCACCCCCUGCCAGCAGAGCACAUUCUCUAACUUCACCAACUCAAAGACAACGUCCAUUUACUAGAGGAAUGAAUUCACCAACUCAGGAUCACAGAAGAGCAGUUUCGCCAGCUCAAAGAUCAUAUUCACCUACCAGAAUAACAAGUCACGAUCAAUUUACAGCAGAAGUGUUGAGUCCUGACCUUGUUAUCCGACCUUCAAUUUUGCCGGAACCCAUUUCAGGAUAUCAGAAAGGCAAAAGAGCAAUUCUUGAAAAAUUGACUCUUGAAGAAUAUAAAUUACUCAGAAUUAGAAAGAUCUUUCGUAGAGUAGGAGAACAACUUUCUGAUGUGAAAAUCAAAAGGAGGCAUCAGUAUGAGCAUUGUCCAGAUUUCUUCAACAUACGAAUUGGAAAUAGAAGAAUUGGCAUUGACUUGGGAACUGUCUAUUCUUGUGUUGGUGUAUGGCAAAAUGAUAGAGUUGAAAUUAUUGCCAAUGACCAGGGUAACCGUACAACACCUUCAUAUGUAUCAUUCACUGAUACUGGACGUUUAAUUGGUGACACUGCAAAAAAUCAAGUUGCUAUGAAUCCAUAUAAUACUGUUUUUGAUGCUAAACGUCUUAUUGGUCGUCGUUUCAAUGAACCAGUAGUUCAAUCUGAUAUGAAGCAUUGGCCAUUCAAAGUUAUUGAUAAAAAUACUAAACCAUAUAUCCAAGUUGAAUAUAAAGGUGAAAUUAAACAAUUUACUCCAGAAGAAAUUUCAUCAAUGGUAUUAACAAAAAUGAGGGAAACCGCUGAAACUUUUCUUGGUACAAAAGUAACAAAUGCAGUUGUUACAGUGCCUUCCUAUUUCAAUGAUUCUCAACGUCAAUCAACAAAAGAUGCUGGCAUAAUUUCUGGGUUGAAUGUGCUUCGUAUAAUCAAUGAACCCACAGCUGCUGCUAUUGCAUAUGGUUUGGAUAAUAAAACAAUAGGGGAACAUAUUGCGUUGGUUUUUGAUUGGGGUGGAGGUACCUGUAAUGUCUCAUUGUUGGCAAUUGAACAUGGUGUUUUUGAAGUCAGGGCCACUGCUGGUGACGCCCAUCUUGGUGGUGAAGAUCUUAAUAAUCGUCUAGUAAAUCAUUUUGUUCAGGAAUUCAAACGUAAAUUCAAAAACGAUCUCACCACAAAUGCCAGAGCACUUUGCCGUCUCAGGACAGCUUGUGAACGUGCCAAACGUGCACUUUCAGCAUCAGCACAAACAUCCAUUGAGAUUGAUUCACUUUUUGAAGGCAUUGAUUUCUACACAUCUAUAACUCGUGCCAGGUUUGAAGAAUUGAAUCAAGAUUUGUUCUGUUCCAUCAUGGAACCAGUUGAAAAGGUGCUUCGUGAUUCAAAAAUUGAUAAAACCCAAGUACAUGAUAUUGUGUUGGUUGGUGGAUCUACUCGUAUUCCAAAAAUUCAAAAAUUAUUAUCAGACUUUUUUAACGGCAAAGAACUCAACAAGUCCAUAAAUCCCGAUGAAGCUGUUGCAUAUGGUGCAGCUGUUCAAGCAGCCAUUUUGACUGGUGACACAUCUGAGAAAACACAAGAUCUUCUUUUACUUGAUGUUGUACCACUUUCACUUGGUAUUGAAACAACAGGUGGUAUGAUGACACCUCUUGUCAAACGUAAUACCCUCAUUCCAACCAAAAAAUCAGAAAUAACUUCUACCUCUGCUGAUAAUCAAAAAGAAAUUACUAUUAAAGUGUAUGAAGGUGAAUGUAUUCAUACCAAAGAUAACUAUUUAUUGGGUGAAUUUGUAUUAACUGGUAUUCCACCAGCUCCAUGUGGUGUACCUCAAAUUGAAGUCACUUUUGAUAUUAAUGCCAAUGGUAUUCUUGAUGUGUCUGCUGUUGAUAAAACUACAGGCAGAUCCAAUAAGAUCAAAAUUACUAAUGAUAAAGGGAGAUUAUCAAAAGAAGAAAUUGAAAAAAUGGUUGCUGAUGCUGAAAGAUACCAUGCAGAUGAUGAAAAAGAGGCUCGAAGAAUAACAGCACGUAAUGAAUUGGAAAGUUAUGCAUAUAAUUUACAUAACACAUUUCAGGAUAAAGAAAUUUCAAUCAAGAUUGAUCCAGAUGAUAAAAAGAAACUUGAAGAUGCAAUCCAACAUUCAAUCAGAUGGUUUAACAAUAAUCAAGAAGCAGAAAGAUAUCAAUAUGAAGAUAGAAAGCAACUACUCGAAGAAAUUACUAACCCAAUAAUGAUGAAACUUUACUCACAAAGG